AUUAAUAAUAAUAUAUUUAAUAUAAUGGACCCUUAAUUCUUAAUUGAUAAUUUAAACGAUAUCUUACUGAGCGAUUUCUAUACUUAUAUUGAAGUCUUAGGAAGAGGAAGUUUUGGAAUUGUUGUUGCAGCUUCAAGUUAAUAAUUAGACAAAGUGGUGGCUAUCAAAGUAUUGACUCAUCAAACACUAGAUUACUCCAUACUUAGAUUAAGAGAAUGAGUCAUCCCUAUUGUAAGAAUGUUCUCAUCCAAAUAUAGUAAAAUUAUACAAGGUUAGUAUUAUUACUUAUGUGCUUUCAGGUUCUAGUAGCAAAUAAUUUUAUCUACCUAAUUAUGGAAAAAUUGACAGGAACUACACUAGAUGUAAUUUUAAAAGAGCAAAUACUUGAUGAACUUAAAAUAAGAAAUGUUAUGUUAUAAGUAUUAAAUGCGUUAGCCUUUUUACAUCGUAAAGGAAUCAUACAUCGAGAUUUAAAGCCUGGUAAUAUUGAAUAAUUAAAAUAAGAGAACAUUUUUAUUUCAAAUGGGAAUCAUGUUAAAUUAAUUGACUUAGGGUUAGGAUACUAAAUAGUUUGUAGAGGAGUAAUAGGAUAAUAGGUGGGGACUCCGUAUUAUAUUGCACCAGAAUUGAUUAAUGGUUGCGAAUAAACUCAAGUAUUAAAUGGAAAUAUAAGUAAAGGCAUUGGAUAUCUUUUCUUUGGGGAUUAUAUUUUAUUAGAUGAUGUGUAAUAACAAACAUCCAAUUUGGAUAGAUGGAUAAACUAAGAAGGACUAUUACAAAACUUUAUCUAGUGAAUUUUAAAUAAAAUAUCCUCCCUAACUUUCUGAGUAUAAAUGAUUGAUAUAUAAAAGAAUGGCUCAGGAUUUCCUUAAAAACACUCUUACACAUAGUCCAAUUGAUAGGAUGUCAGCUGAAUAAUGUUUAGAGCAUCCAUGGUUAUUAGGUGAGGAAAGGAAGUCUCAUCCAAUAACCAAUAAAGAAAUUAUACAAAGAUAUAAUUUUAUAUAAAAAUUUUAAUUAGUAUUUUUAAUUGAUUAACAUAUUAGAUAGUGAAAGCAUUGUAAAUGACUAAGAUAUUUAAAUAAUAAUGUCAUGAAGAAAUGUAUUAUUUAAAAUCUUAAAACUCUGAUGAAAUUAAUGAGAUUUAUCUUAAUGAUUCUGCUCCUAAAACUUAAAGAGUUUAUACAGAUACGCAUAUUAAUUUGCGUCCUUAGAAAACAUACUAUAAACCUUAAAGUUUGAAGACUAUUUAAUUAACAAAAGUGACAUCCUCAUAAGAUUUGUUAUCUACUAAUAAUAAAUUGAUUAAUUCUAAUAGAUGUUAUAGUAAGCAAUAAUUACAUAUAUAUAAUUUUAGAUUAUCCAUCUAGAUAUAAAACUUCAUUAGAUAUACAAUUACCAAAAGUAAGUAGUUAGAAAAGAAUUCAUUUAUAAUUACCUUCAAUCUCUCCUUAUUAAACUAGAUAAUCUAGCUUCAUUUUUAGACAAUCAUGAUUUCUUUUUUUGUAUAUAAAUUUAACAUAUUUUUAUUAUUAAAUAUGGAUAAUUAAUUUUAUAAUUAAGACUAAUUAGCAUUUGGUUAAGUUCAACCAAUAUCUGAUUUAUAGCCAUCAAAAGCAAUUAAAUUUGAGAAUGUAUUUAAAAGUAUUUUAAAUAUUAUAGGUACCUUAAAAAUAAAAUAAAUAACAAUCUAAUGUAAAAUUUAAAGAAGCUUCAAAAAUGGUAAAAUAAUAAAAAAUAGAUUCUGUAUAAAAGAUUCGUCCAUCAAGUGCAUAAAAACCAGAAAAGUUUAAACCUUCUUGGAAUGAUAAAGUUGAAUCUAAACCAAAGACAUUUGAUAAUUUGAAGAAGAAUGAAAUAUUCAAAAUUGAAACUAAAUUGUAAAAAGAAAAGAUUGAGAGAGAAAAAGAUAAUAAAAGAAGAUAAUUAGAAAAUCCACCUGCUGCUGCAAUUAAAUCUUAUGCAACAAUAAAAGAUAUUGAAUAAGCAAUUAAUGAUUGUAAUUAUUGUUAUUUGAAUUAGAGUAAUAUAAAAAAGAUGUUUCUGAUAUGAAAAAAUAAAAGAGAGAAUUAGAAUAAUUGUAAUGGAUGAUAGAUUAAGAAAAUAAAUUAAAGGCUGAAUAAAAUAAAUAAUUUGAAGAGAAAUUAAGAUAGUUAAAAACACAAUAACAUCCUGAUUUAGCUUAAGAUAUUAUGAAUGCUAAGAAAAAGGGAAUGUAAAAUAAAGAAUCUCCAUAUAAAACAAAGGAAUAAAAGAAAUAAGAUAAAAAAAAGGAGAUAUAAAAAAAUGUUGAUGAUAUCUAUAUUGAACCUUAAUAAAAUAAAUAUCCAAUUUGGAAAGAUGGAAUAAAUUUAAUUCAUUAUGAAUCUAAAAAGCCUUUAUUACCUGGAGAAUAUGAUUAAAAUGAUUUAGAUUUAGUACCUUAAAAGUAAUCAGCUUAACAAUAACUAUAAUAAGUAAGGAUAGAUGAUAAUAAAUUAAAAAAUGAAUUAGUGGAAAUAUAAAAAAGAGAAUUACAAAGAUAACAUGAAUUAGAUGCAUUAAUAGAUAAACAUUAACAAUUAUUAAGAUCUGAAUCUUAGAAUCCAAAUAAAUAUUAUAAAGAGAUAAAUGAAAAACUGGAUAAAAUUAAAGGGAAAGUAGAUCCUUUAGUAAAGAAAAUUGAUAAUAUGUAAAUAGAAUAUCCAUUUACAGGACAUUUAUUAGCAAGAGGUGUAUCUAAAAUGAUAUAGUUACAUUCUGAAAGAUUAAGUGAAUUAUUAAUAGAUGAUUUAUUAUUUGAAAUGGUAGAUAUUUUGGAUAGUUUGGAAAUGAAAAAGAAAGAAGAAGAGAGAUAAAGAUAUGAAUAAAUGGCUUUAUGUGAUUAUAUAGAGGCUAUCAAAGAUAUAGCAUUAGAUUAAGACAAAGUUGAAUAGAAUUUCUAAUAAACAAGAUAGUAAUUUAUGAGAGAUAGUAUUUAUUAAUUUUUAUAUCUAUAAAUAGCAAGACUUGAUUAAUAUGUACCUGUUGAAUAAUUGGGAAGAGAUUAAUAGUUUUAUGUAAAUCCUAUGGACCGUUUAAGAUCUAUAGAAUUGUCAAGUGGAUUUAUCAUUAAGAUUAUGGAAGAUAGGAAAAAAAGAAUUUAGUAUAUUACUUAAGAUAAAUAGUAUUAUCCUAAGAAUCUAGAGUAAUUUGAUCUAGUAUUAUUAUUAUUUAAUUAGAUAAGAUAACUGAAACUAUACUUGAAGAGAUGAUUUGGGAACGAGCAGCUGCAUUAUAUUAAAGUAGUGAUGAAAUGGCAGAAUAAAUAUUUAUUAAUGAAUUCAAAUGA
Molecule: messenger RNA, 3310 nt
Organism: Paramecium sonneborni
Lineage: Eukaryota; Ciliophora; Oligohymenophorea; Peniculida; Parameciidae
Source: the annotation of a GenBank genome assembly